AUGCCGACAUACCUAAUUUGGUCAGUUCACUGUCUACCUCACAUAGACGUGACACCACUAGGGUUGAACAAGAAGAAUGUCGACGAGGACGGAAACAGAGUUAUAAUGCCACAGUCUGCCCUGGAUAGGCUUGGCACCCAUGACAUCGAGUAUCCGAUGCUAUUCCAGAUCCAAAACCCCAGCACGGAGCGGGACUUGCAGUGCGGCAUGCUCGAGUUCAUCGCCGACGAAGGCUUCAUCCACGUCCAGAGCUGGCUGAUGGCGUACCUGGGCCUCAUGGAGAACGACAUCGUCGCAGUGAGGAGCACGUCGCUGCCCAAGGCCACCUUCGUCAAGCUGCAGCCGCACACGACGGACUUCCUCGUCAGAGUCUCCCACCCGAGGGACCUGUUGGAGCACAACUUCCGCAAGUACCCAGGCGUGACCGCCGGUGAGACGAUCAUAGUGACGGAGGCCGAGAGGAGGUACUACCUGGACGUGGUGGAGGCGCGGUCGGCCAACGCUGUCUGCGCCAUCGACACGGACUGUGAGGUGGACUUCGCGCCGCCGCUCGACUGUAAGGAGCAGCUGCCCGUGCCGGAGCACGUCAGCCAAGGCGGUGACAAGCCACCGCGGCCGGUCCGGUUCACUGGUGUUGCGGCGCGGAUGGACGGCAAGCUGGCGACAGCGGGUGCCGUCUCCGGUGGCAGCGGGUGCCGGCGCUUCGGUUAA
This is a messenger RNA of Phragmites australis (common reed), 711 nucleotides long. RefSeq lists its product as uncharacterized. The record is from RefSeq and is a predicted model, not a curated record. The transcript is spliced from 4 exons. Bases 1 to 711 code for a protein of 236 amino acids. Gene Ontology annotation, cellular component: VCP-NPL4-UFD1 AAA ATPase complex. Lineage: Eukaryota; Viridiplantae; Streptophyta; Magnoliopsida; Poales; Poaceae. Gene Ontology annotation, molecular function: polyubiquitin modification-dependent protein binding.